GUUUAGUGUUAAAAGUUUUACUUAUUAUACCAAGUGAGACAUGUAUUCAACACGUUUAAAACAAUGUUUUACAAUAUCUAUACCGUAUUUAAUAGUAUUUUCAAUUAUUUCGACUCAUAUGGCAAUGGCGGCCAAACCUACGUACACAGUGGUUGCCCCCAAAAAAUUGAGGCCAAACACUGACUUUGAUGUAAGUGUGUCGGUGUCCGACCUGACGGCCCCCUUACAAGUGAGCGCUACGGUCAGUGGCGGUCCCAACAACAACACCAUCAACGGGACGGUAGCUUUCAACGCAUCCGAGACUAAGGUUAUAAGUCUGGCUAUAGGCGACUGGCCUGAGGGCGCCUACAAGUUGUACAUCGAGGGCAUCGGCGAAGUGUACUUCCCUAUUGUGGUGCCACCGGAGCCAACGCCCAGGCCUUACCACAUAACCCCCGGUUCAGUGACUCCCGGGUAUGUAACCAAAAGUGAGCCGGCAAAGGCGUCCGGUUUCCGCAAUGAGGUGGCCCUGGUGUUUGAGCCCAAGAGUGUGUCCGUAUUCAUACAGACCGAUAAAGCCAUGUAUAAACCGGCACAGAAGGUACAGUUCCGGGCACUGGUAGUCAAACCGUCGCUAUUACCUAAACUCAACACAUCUAUCGAUAUCCACAUAAAGGACGCGAACGGAAAUCGUAUCAAACAGUGGACUAAAGUUAUGCCUAUUAAUGGUGUGGUUUCGGAGGAACUACAGCUCUCUGAGCAGCCAGUGCUCGGCGACUGGAUUAUAGUCGUGGAGGCGUUGGGACACAAACAUGAAAAAGGGUUUUCGGUGGCCGAGUAUGUGUUGCCCACGUUUGACGUCGAGAUAGCCCUACCCUCCUAUGCGACCCGUAGUAAGUCCGAUAUGAUGGCGACCAUCAAAGCUGUCUAUACGUACGGAAAGCCCGUUAAGGGAGACCUCACUCUCACCGUUCAGACUAAGGACUAUAAUCCGAGCAAAUACCGAACCAAAGCUCCUAUAGACGGAACAGUAGACAUACCCAUCGAUAUCAUGGAUGACUUGAGUCUUCAGAAUAACUUCUACGGCGACAAAGAGGUUGAGUUCGUGGCGGAGGUGAAGGAGGCGCUGACGGGACGGAAGUAUAAUAAGUCAAAGACUAUGAAAAUACACGAAAGAGACGUAAAGGUGGAGCUCAUCAAGACGUCCAAGACUUUUAAGCCGGGCCUCAAAUACACGGUUAUCGUGAAAGUGAGUUAUCAGGACAACACACCCGUCGAGGAUAACGGCCCGCAAGUGACUCUCCGGUAUGGCUAUGACUAUAACGAGCAUCAGUGGAACGACACGUUGCUAUUGAAACCCGUCAAAGGGAUGGUCAUUGCGGAGGUAUUGCCGGCUAAAGGGAAAGACAUGUUGGGAAUGAAGGCUGAAUACAAGGGUCAGUCAUAUAAUACUGAACACAUACAGAAGGCUGAGUCGCCGUCCAAUAACUACAUUCAAGUGAUCCGAAGUGACACCAAAGAUGUCAGUGUCGGUCAAGACAUCAAAUUGACGGUCACUGCCACCGAACCCAUGAAACAACUCGUCUAUCAAGUGAUGGGAAAGGGAGCUAUAGUACAGGCGGGCACUCUGUCGCCAAAUAACAGCACGUCCUAUGAGUUUACAGUGAAAGCCGACCAACGACUGGCCCCUAAGGCACGGGUAGUCUGUUAUUACGUGCGCGACGAGAACCAGGAGGUGGUGGCCGACGCCCUGAACCUCGAUGUCGACGGUGUGUUCCGAACGCCGGUUACCGUCGAUACGGACGUCAAAGAGACCAAACCGGGAGCGCCGGUAGCCGUGAGAGUGGACACGAAGCCCAACGCCUCGGUGCACGUGUUAGGUGUCGACCAAUCGACGGUGUGUUCCGAACGCCGGUUACCGUCGAUACGGACGUCAAAGAGACGAAACCGGGAGCGCCGCGUACUUUUGCUGAAAUCUGGUUAUGAUUUGAGUCGUGAGGAUGUGAUCAAAGAGUUGCAGACAUACGACGCGGCGAAGGCUGGCGAUGAGGGCCAGUACUCGAGGUAUUGGUGGCCCGGAUCGGCCACUACUGGUGAGGUGUUUGACGACUCGGGAGUUGUGGUGCUGUCCAAUGGACUCAUUCAUAGACAUCAGCCGUACAGCGACUAUUUCAUUGCUGAUGAUGCUGUUGGUGUCCCUAUGGCUGAGAUGGCCAUGGAAAAGGGGGCAGUUUUUGAUGCCCCGGUCUCUGCAGUUCAUAUGAAAAAGUUUGCCAUCAAUUUUGCCGCUGAAGCUCCCGGUGCUGUCGGGGAUGUUAUGGCUAGCAGUGAGCCGCCGAAACUUAGGAAAGACUUUCCCGAGACCUGGAUCUGGGAGUCCAUUACUGCCCUUGUGGCUGGUUUUGGAGGUGGGGGCGCACCCAUACCCAAGCAAUCACAAUUAGAAAUGCGGUCAUUUGCAUCCCGGGGUCCCCCCGGUAUGGCCAUCACUCAGACGACUAGUGCUCCCAAACUAAGGAAACACUUUCCCGAGACCUGGAUCUGGGAGUCCACUACUGCCCUGUAUUUGACUCCCAUUGACAGCCCUGUGUAUGGCCCAGAAGGGGAAGAAGACGGGGUUUUCUUUUUGGAUGCCGAGGAGGAGCUCCAGGAGCCGGUGGCAAAGAAGGCCUUCCUUAUGCCUUCCUUUAGCAAAGAUUUCAGUGCAACUCAAGGGUCGGCCGAUAGUUCCGGCGCCCACACCACUAGAAAUGCACCCAAACCUAGGAAACACUUUCCCGAGACCUGGAUCUGGGCGUCCAUUAUUCCCAAUGAUUAUUAUGACUCGGAUGGGGAUUUCCUUUUGGAUUACGAAGAGGAGCUCGAGGCGCCGCCGGCAAAGAGGACUUUCGUUGCCGAGUCUAAUGAUAUCAGUGCUACUAAUGUCGGCGCCCACACCACUAGGGAGGAGUGGGAGGAGGAGCCGGUGGCAAAGAAGGCCUUCGUUGUCGAGUCUAAUGAUAUCAGUGCUACUCGAGAAUCAGUCGAUAGUGCCGGCGCCCACACCACUAGUACCGAUCGCGGUCACGGUCUCAGUCGAGAUCCCGUUCCCGAUCACCCGAUAGCCCUACGUAUGAAUACCACAAGAGGAACCGGGUCAUGUCUGGGGAAGGAAUUGUACUUGAUACUCACACUUCUCGUAAUAAGGGGUGCUUUCAGACCGCGAAACAUACCCCGAAUUAUCUCAUUAGACCGAUUCCAAUCGGUUCCGACCUCCCUGUCCGCUGUACGGCCGCAUACGGCACACCCUAAGGCUAAUCAUCUCAAGAAAGUUAGAAAACAUUUCCCCGAAACAUGGCUCUGGGAAUCAACAUCAGCCAGACCAUUGGGGAGGUUAGUAAAAGGUGGUAAAGCCAUGGUUAUAAAGGCUAAAAAGGCCCCCAGAAAAGAUGUGGCUGAGCAUGUUCCCGAUGAUUAUUAUGACUCGGAUGAGAAUCACGGUUUCGUUUUGGAUUCGGUGGAGGAGUGGGAGGAGGAGCCGGUGGCAAAGAAGGCCUUCGUUGUCGAGUCUAAUGAUAUCAGUGCUACUCGAGGAUCAGUCGAUAGUGCCGGCGCCCACACCACUAGUACCGAUCGCGGUCACGGUCUCAGUCGAGAUCCCGUUCCCGAUCACCCGAUAGCCCUACGGGGUGCUUUCAGACCGCGAAACAUACCCCGAAUUAUCUCAUUAGACCGAUUCCAAUCGGUUCCGACCUCCCUGUCCGCUGUACGGCCGCAUAGGCACACCCUAAGGCUAAUCAUCUCAAGAAAGUUAGAAAACAUUUCCCCGAAACAUGGCUCUGGGAAUCAACAUCAGCCAGGGGGUGCCUUUAGACCGCCACACCUACCAGCGAUUUUUGCAAUAAUCCGAUUCCAAGCGGUCCCGCCCUCCCAUUUGAGCGCUAUAGGGGCUCCACAUCCCACACCAUUGCCGGAGGGUGCCUUCAGACCGCCAAACAUUCUCGCGAAUUUCGCAAUAAUCCGAUUGCAAGCGGUUUACACGCGUACGGCACAGCCUAAGGCUAACCACCUCAGGAAGAUUUCACUAAUGAAUUGCUAUUUCAGUGCCAAUGGGAGUGCUGUCAUACAGAGUACUAUCCCCGACACCAUUACCUCGUGGUUUGUCAGCGCCUUUGCUAUGGACGCCGAGACGGGACUCGGGAUUGCGGCUAACAGUGCGAAGGUAACGGUGUUCCGACCGUUUUUCAUCAAACUCUCUCUACCCUACUCUAUAAUAAGAGGCGAAUCGGUGGCCAUUCAGGCGAUUGUCUUCAACUAUAUGUCCAAAACGGUCGACGCGGACGUUGUGAUGCACAACACGGACGGGGAGUUUGAGUUCACGACCGCCGCCAACGACUUGGACGCCGACGCCGCCAGAAAUGUGACCGAAAAACGGAAGUCCAUUAAAGUGGGCGCCAAUGACGGCGUUUCCGUCACUUUCCUGAUUACCCCUAAAAUUGUGGGCAAUAUUGACAUUAAGCUGACGGCCACCACACCGGCUGCGGGCGACUCCGUGUCCCAGAAAUUGGUGGUCAAACCCGAGGGUCAGACCCAGUACUUCAAUAAAGCACUUCUCGUCGACUUCAAGAACUCGUCGCAGAAUGUGUUGAAACAAAACGUGUCGGUUGUCGUCCCCAAGAAUGCCGUUCCCGGGUCUGAAAGGGUGAAUGUGGCGGUCAUUGGAGAUAUCAUGGGGCCUACGGUUAAUAACCUGGAUAACUUACUGAGGAUACCCUGUGGGUGUGGCGAACAGAAUAUGCUUAAUUUUGUGCCGAAUAUCGUUGUCUUGAAUUACUUGAAACAAAUCAAUCGACUGACGCCUCAAAUCAAAUCAAAGGCCGUCUCUAACAUCGAAACGGGAUAUCAAAGGGAACUGACGUAUAGGCGGACCGACGGGUCGUUCAGUGCUUUCGGCAAAUCUGAUGGGAGUGGCAGCACAUGGCUGACGGCGUUUGUGGUCAAGUCGUUCAGUCAGGCAAAGGGAACGGUAGACGUGGACCAGAAGGUGAUUGACUCCGGCAUCCAAUGGCUACUAAAUCAACAGAAACUUGACGGCAGUUUCAAUGAACCGGGAAAUGUGUUACAUAAGGACAUGCAGGGCGGGUCGACCGGCAAUAAGGCUGUCCUCACGGCCUACGUACUGAUUUCAAUACUUCAGGAUAAUGGUGCCAAUGAGACUGAGCGCAAGACUGCCAUAAGUGCGGCUGAAAACUACAUCCGAAACCAAUUGAACGAAACUCAAGAUCCGUAUGACUUGUCGAUCAUAAGUCACGCCUUGUUUUUGGCUAACAGUCCCUCAAAAGACGAGGCGUUCACUAAAUUCAUGAAACUUAGCCGUAAUAGCGGUGACUAUAAGUGGUGGUCGAGUGAUAACGGCACCAAAACCAGCGACCAGUCCAGUCGACUGUCCACAUAUGGCUCUGAGCCCAAGUCAUACGACGUGGAGAUGUCUGGCUAUGGGAUGCUGUCACUGGUGGCCAGGAAUGACGUCGAGAACGCGCUACCAGUGCUCCGGUGGUUGAUCUCCAAACAGAACUCAAACGGAGGGUUCGCCUCCACUCAGGACACCGUCAUUGGGAUCCAGGCGUUGGGGGCGUUGGCUCAACGCCUGUCCAACACUGAUAUCGCAUUAGACGUGAAAUUCAAUUAUAAAACGGAUGAUAAAACCGAUACAAAAGACCUGCAAAUCGAUAACAACAACGCAAUGGUAUUACAGAAGAUUGAGUUACCGGUGAAUACGCGGGAAGUGGACGUGGAGGCCCGGGGUGUGGGCGCCGCAAUUGUUCAGGUCUCCUAUCACUACAAUCUGGCCGUCAAUUCAGAGGCGCCGGCGUUUGACUUGAGAGGAGUGGUCGAUAAGGCGUCGACCGAUAGUUACCUCAAACUCAAUAUAUGCACUCACUAUAACAAGGGAACGGCUACUAAUAUGGCGCUCAUGGAGGUAGAGCUGCCCUCAGGUUUCGUGGCGGACAUGGAGUCACUGCCGGUGGGGAAAGACAUCAAACGAGUGGACUCUUCUAAAGGCGACACAAAUAUCAUCAUAUAUUUGGAUAAAAUAACAAAGGAUGACAUUUGUGUGACAGUAGGCGCGCACCGGACCCAUCGGGUGGCCGACAAUAAAGCCGUUCCCAUCGCUGUCUACGACUAUUACGACAGACAACUGUCCGCUCGUGUAUUGUAUGAGCCUAUGGUUGUCAGCCGUAAAGAGUUGACACAACUUUAAAGUUUGGCAACAAAUUAAUGUUUCGCUGUUUUUGUGCUAUUAAUGUGUGCUUUGAUUAUA
Messenger RNA from Oppiella nova, 6280 nucleotides. The record is from the annotation of a GenBank genome assembly. Lineage: Eukaryota; Metazoa; Arthropoda; Arachnida; Sarcoptiformes; Oppiidae.